Molecule: messenger RNA, 1245 nt
Organism: Trifolium pratense (red clover)
Lineage: Eukaryota; Viridiplantae; Streptophyta; Magnoliopsida; Fabales; Fabaceae
Product: mitochondrial amidoxime-reducing component 1-like
Exons: 8
Coding region: 60-1031 (323 amino acids)
Molecular function (GO): molybdenum ion binding; catalytic activity; pyridoxal phosphate binding
Source: RefSeq, a predicted model, not a curated record
UUUGCAACUAUCAUCAUCAAAACAACAAAGAGAAAAAACAGAGCAAGAAAGAAAAAAUAAUGGGUGUUGCAGCUUCAACUUCAACAAUAACAACACCAGAAUCAUCGACAACACCAGAAGCUAAAAUUUCAGGCAUUUUCAUAUACCCAAUUAAGUCAUGUCGUGGAAUUUCUCUUUCUCAUUCUCCACUCACUCCUUCUGGACUUAGAUGGGAUAGACAGUGGGUGGUUGUGAAUUCAAAAGGAAGAGCAUGUACUCAAAGAGUUGAACCAAAACUUGCUUUGGUUGAAAUUGAACUUCCACCUGAAGCUUUUCUUGAACAUUGGGAACCUACCACUGAUUCCUUUAUGGUGUUGAAAGCACCUGGAAUGGAACCUCUCAAAGUUUGUUUGAACAAACAGUAUGAAGUAGCAGAUGAUAUUACCGUGUGGGAAUGGACUGGUUCUGCUUGGGACGAGGGAGCCGAAGCAUCACAGUGGUUCUCGGAUUAUUUAGGAAAUCCGACUAAACUGGUCCGCUUCAAUACUGCUACGGAAGUUAGAAAAGUAGAUCCUGAUUAUGUUGAGGAACAGCACCAAACCUUCUUCAGUGAUGGUUAUCCGUUCUUACUCGUAUCUCAGGAAUCGCUGGAUGCACUAAACAAGCUUCUAGAAGAACCUAUACCUAUGAAUCGUUUCAGACCCAAUAUACUUGUUGAAGGUUGUGAACCAUAUUCUGAAGACCUAUGGAGAGAUAUCAAGAUAAGCAGGUUUUCAUUUAAGGGUGUCAAGUUGUGCGCCCGUUGUAAGGUGCCGACAAUCAAUCAAGAAACAGCAAUAGGAGGAUCUGAACCAACUGAAACUAUGAUGAAAUUUAGGUCUGGCCAAGUCAUAAGACCAAAUGAUAAAAACAAAAACAAGGUUUACUUUGGUCAGAAUAUAGUUUGGAAUUGGAGGGACUCUUCUGCUAAAGGAGAUGGAAAAGUGCUUAAAUUGGGAGAUCCUGUUUAUGUUAACAAAAAGGUUUCUUCUUCAGCAGAAGCAGCAGCUUAAAAGGAUACAAUGACACAAACUUUAUCAAUUAUGAGUAUAAGUUGCUUUAAAUGCCCUUUCAUUUGGGAAUAAUUUUCUGAAUAUUCUUUUAGAAGUGUACUUUGUGUAUGAUUACUAAAGUGUUUAAAUAGACCACUUUAUGCUUAAUUAAAGGGUUGAAUAAGACUAUAUAAAUGAUUACACAAGAUAAAAUUAUAUUUACAACAAUUUUUAA